CCUGCAUCAGCAUGCAGUUUGACUUCUAUUUAGGUGCAUCCAAGGAACACUUUAUCAGCUGAGGGACUAACUUCUAUAACAACACACAAUCUGGAUAUACUAUGGAGACAAUACACUUCGUUUUUUUCCUGAUGAUGUGUUUGGGAGUCCACAGGUCAUCUUCAGAAAUUUUGAAUCGGCAAAAAAGAAACUGGAUCAUUGAUUCUUACAGUAUUGAUGAAGACUACAAAGGAGAGUUCCCAUACAUACUGGGCAAAAUUGCAGUUGAAAAGAAAUUGACCUUUUUCAAAAUCCAUGGCCAAGGUGUGGAUGAGGAACCGAAAGGCAUAUUUCAAAUAGAUGAAAACACAGGGGUAAUCCGUGUCUACGGCCCCGUCGACUAUGAGAGAUAUCGAGUUUUGAAGCUAACGUUUCAGGCACUUGAUAGAGAAAAGCAUGUAAUAGACACACGGCUUGGUGUUGAGAUAUUGAUCAAUGAUGCAAAUGACAACCCUCCAAAGUUUGGCCAUGACGUCUACCAGAUCAGCAUACCAGAGGCAACAUCACAAGGCACUAUACUGACUACCGUUAUGGCGAAGGAUGAUGACAGUGAGGAGGACAACAGAUUAUUUGAUUUAAAUAUAAUCUCAGUCACUCCACAGCCAUCUGAUCUCGAGUUCUACUUAACACAGAACUUUCAAAUUGGAGCCAUUUCAUUUAAAGGGUGUCUGGACCAUGAGAAAGCAGAGAAAUACACCAUUAUAGUGGAGGCCAAAGACCAUGGGAAAAAAAAACAGCUCUCCAGCUCCUGCACCGUCAUAAUCAACAUAGCAGAUGGAAAUAACCACAUUCCUCAAAUCAUUGGACAAACAGGUCCAGGGAGAGUGAAAGAAGGACAGACAGGUGUUCUUGUUUUACGUCUGCAAGUUACAGACGCAGACAGCAAAGGUACACCGGCCUGGAGAGCCAAAUAUAAAAUCCUAGGAGACCAAGACGACAACUUUAAUAUCACUACUGAUCCUGAAACAAAUGAGGGACUACUCUACGUGAAAAAGCAUCUGAACUAUGAAGACAGCUCUCUGAGGACCUUGACUAUCAGUGUGGAGAAUGAGAUCCCCUAUCAUACAUGCAAAGUGGUGAGUCGCAGCAGUAGUCUUUGGAAAGUAGAAACUAUUGGUGGUGAGACUGUGACAGAGACAACACGGUUGUCCACCCGCCAAGUGACAGUGACUGUGGAGGAUGUCAAUGAGGCUCCAAUCUUCAAACCACCUAACAAAAUGGUUUCGGUGGCCGAGAAUGGCGAUGUGGGCCAGUAUCUGUGGACAUUCACAGCGAAAGACCCUGACACCACCAACACAGUUGUAUACAGAAAAGGAGAUGAUCCAGCUGGUUGGAUUACAGUGGACACCAAGACUGGAAAAAUAACCACAACGAAGAUCAUAGACCGAGAGUCAUCCUUUGUGAAAAACAAUAUCUAUACAGUCACAAUAUUGGCUGUUGACAAUGGUCAACCUCUGAUGACAGGCACUGCAACCCUGACCAUCUGUGUCUCUGAUAAGAAUGACAAUGCUCCAUUCCUGCCUGUAGGCACAAUCGACAUGUGCCAAUCUGAUGGACUCUCUCUGGCCAACAUCACAGCCAUGGACCUAGAUGAACACCCCUAUAGUGGACCUUUCACCUUCAAGCUCCAGGGAAAUGAGAAGGGGUAUUGGAAGCUUGACCCUACACGAGGGUAUUCAGUCAACUUGGUGAAAGAGAACACAGUUCAUUCUGGACAUUAUGAGCUGUUGCUGGAAAUGUCCGACCUUCAGGGCAACACAGCCGUACACAACCUGUCGGUUACUGUGUGUAACUGCAUGGAUCCAGCGAGGCCUAACUGUCGUGUUCGCAAAGCUGCUGGCUCCACAUUCGGAGGAGGAGCAGUUGGGAUCCUUUUUUUAGGCAUUCUACUGCUUGCAGGUGUGCUACUUUUGGUUUUUCUGAUGUCAUGUAAGAGAGAGAAAAUACCGAUCCCAGAUGGCGAUUCAGGACAACAUCUGAUGAACAGUAACACUGAGGAAAAGGGAACUGACUGCAAAGUGGCUUUUGAGCCAUUAAACAAUUACAUUCAGAAUGAGAAACAAACCCAAGUAAUGUCUCAACUUCCAGCUAUGAAUCAAAUUGGCUCAACAAAGCAGCAAAACUUUUCACGUGGGAACUCAAUGCGCUGGAGUGGCUCAACAAAGCAGCAAAACUUUUCACGUGGGAACUCAAUGCGCUGGAGUGGCUCAACAAAGCAGCGAAACUUUUCACGUGGGAACUCAAUGCGCUGGAGUGGCUCAACAAAGCAGCAAAACUUUUCACGUGGGAACUCAAUGCGCUGGAGUGGCUCAACAAAGCAGCAAAACUUUUCACGUGGGAACUCAAUGCGCUGGUCAAUGGGUGCAUCAUCAGCGAUGGGAAUGAGACAUGAGCACAGAAAUUCUAUGCGUGGGACUUGGGCUGGACACAGUAGAUAUUUUGGAGAUCUAGAGAAUGCUGUGCAACGUACAGUUCUUCUCAACGCAUUAAAUAAGAUGCUGUCUGCCCAGCAGGCACCAGGAGAGGAGUUGGGUGAUUAUGCUCCUCAUGUGUAUGCUGAGGAAGGAGACACAAAAACCAACUCUGAGUUUGACGCCAUUUCCAUCUCUGACACUCCCUUUGACGUAGACUUGGACCUGGAUCACAAGUUCACUACCCUGGCCACAGUCUGCAUGCCAACUGAAAGCACUGCCUUCAGAACAACAACACAUGGGACAGCGACUCUGCUCCAAAAAGAACACUCUGCCGUUAUUAAUCGUAAUUUAUAAAUGUUACCUGGAUACGCAACAAGGUGAUUUAGAGCUUAAUUGUUCUGGUGCCUCACAGCAAGUUAUGCUACAUGUAGCCAUGCUUGAAGGAUUUUUUAUAGACUCUGUAUCCAUCAGUGCUGUCAGGGAGACAAAUGACUGUGUCUGAGAAAAUAUCACAAUUAGUACUUCGUUAGCAUCAGGCACACAUUAUCACACUUUAGAGGUAUUAAUAGUUUCCACUAUUCAUAAGUCGUGUUACACAAACCUGCAGAGGCUCUACUUUGUCACAGAUGUAACACUGACGAAGAAAAACCGUUGCAUUCAUUUUGAAGUUGGCCAGUGGUACACUCAGUUUGGUCAAAUAUGUUUUUUUUUUCUACUGGAUACAGCUGGACUAUCAUUCUUGACUUUAUUUUGGGUGUUUAAAGGACAUGUUUACCUUUUCUUAUCUUGUGCAAGCAGUGUUGAUGGUGGCCAGGGAAUUAGCUAAAACACUUAACGCUUCAAGGAGCUGUACGCAACAUUCAGAGCAUUAAAGGGGAACACCACCUA
Messenger RNA from Epinephelus fuscoguttatus (brown-marbled grouper), 3341 nucleotides. RefSeq names its product cadherin-13-like. The coding region runs from base 102 to 2807 and encodes 901 amino acids. The record is from RefSeq and is a predicted model, not a curated record. Gene Ontology annotation, molecular function: calcium ion binding; cadherin binding. Gene Ontology annotation, biological process: cell-cell junction assembly; homophilic cell-cell adhesion; adherens junction organization. The transcript has 21 exons. Gene Ontology annotation, cellular component: plasma membrane; adherens junction; catenin complex. NCBI's taxonomy places the organism in Eukaryota, Metazoa, Chordata, Actinopteri, Perciformes, Serranidae.